AUGCCGCCCGCGUCCGCCUCCGCCUCCUCGCUCGCCCUCCCCGUCAGGUGGGCCUCCCCGUCCCCGUCCCAAGGCUCGUCCGCCAUGGACGUGGUAGCUUGCUCGCGCUUGCCCGACAACAGCAUGCGUCUCAAUCGCGCACGCUCGCUGGCCAUGGCGCGGCCGCCUGCUCGUCCGGUGGCCCCUGCUUGUGAGCCCGACGGGGUCAUGGUGCCUUCACCGCCGAGCAUCGAGGCGUGGGAGUUGCCGGGGGCCGGCGAGCCCAGCAGCGGUAGCGGCGCGGGCGCAAAGCAGUGGGGGCGUGCUCGCCCGCCUGGCAGCAGUGCAGCAGCUGCGCUCGCCGGCCAUGGCAGUGGCAGCAGCAACACGGCAGCCUCGGAGAUCAUGAAGCACGAGUACCAAGACGCCGGCGGGAGCAGCGGCGACAUGGGCUCCUCCAAGGACAAGAUGAUGGUGGCGGCGGCGGGGGCAGGGGAGCAGGAGGAGGAGGAGAUGGACGAGAUGCUGGCCGCGCUCGGGUACAAGGUGCAUUCGUCGGAUAUGGCGGACAUCGCACAGAAGCUGGAGCAGCUCGAGAUGGCCAUGGGGAUGGGCGGCAUUGGCGGCGCCGGUGCUACCGCUGAUGACGCAUCAUCUCCCACCUCACCACGGACACCAUGUGUGCUUCGUGGCUGUGUUCCGAAGAAACUGUUGGUGUAUGCAUCCAAAUACUCUCAUGAGUUUGAAGAGAGCCGUGGCUUUGGGUGGGUGUAUGAAACUGAUCCAAAGCAUGAUUGGAGAACUCUGAUAACCAACAAAAAUUUGGAGUUGCGGCGCCUUGUGGGAAUUCAGACAAAUACACUGAAGAAUUCAGGGGUUACUGUAAUUGAAGGCCGCGGAAAGAUUGUUGACCCACAUACUGUCAGCGUGGAUGGCAAGCUUUACACUGCCAAAAACAUACUUGUAGCUGUUGGCGGUCGGCCGUCCAAACCAAACAUCCCAGGGACAGAGCAUGUCAUUGAUUCUGAUGCAGCAUUGGAUUUGCCUUCCAGACCUGAGAAGAUUGCAAUAGUGGGAGGUGGAUAUAUUGCUUUGGAAUUCGCUGGUGUUUUCAAUGGCUUGAAGAGUGAUGUUCAUGUUUUCAUCCGCCAAAAGAAAGUGCUGAGAGGCUUUGAUGAGGAGGUCAGGGAUUUUGUUGCAGAACAGAUGUCUUUGAGGGGUGUCAAAUUUCAUAUAGAACAAAGCCCUGAGGCAGUAACUAAGUCAGAUGAUGGUUUGCUGUCUCUGAAGACAAACAAAGAAACUGUCAGUGGGUUCUCACAUGUCAUGUUUGCAACAGGUCGAAAGCCAAACACAAAGAAUUUGGGUCUGGAAGAUGUCGGGGUCAAAAUGGAUGAGCAUGGUGCUAUUGUGGUUGAUGAGUAUUCUCGGACUUCAGUUGACUCAAUCUGGGCUGUAGGGGAUGUCACCAAUAGAUUGAACCUGACGCCAGUUGCAUUAAUGGAAGCUGAGGCAAUAGCAAGGACCAUUUUUGGCAAUGAACCUACCAGAGCAGAUUACAGUGCCGUGCCAUCUGCUGUGUUUUCUCAACCGCCAAUUGGGCAUGUUGGCCUUACUGAAGAUGAGGCUACUGAAACAUAUGGUGAUAUUGACAUCUACAUAUCAAAUUUCAAACCUCUCAGGGUAACUCUUUCUGGUCUACCUGAUCGUGUGUUUAUGAAGGUUAUUGUGUGUGCCAAAACAAACAAAGUCCUUGGAGUGCACAUGUGUGGUGAAGAUGCACCUGAGAUUAUUCAGGGUAUUGCAAUUGCUGUUAAGGCUGGGUUGACGAAGCAAAAUUUUGAUUCCACUAUUGGUGUUCACCCAACAACUGCUGAGGAAUUUGUCACAAUGAGAAACCCAACUAGGAAGGUCCGAAGAGAUACUACUGCUGAGGCAAAGACUAAAGAAGAGGCUGCAAGUCAGAAGUAG
This is a messenger RNA of Miscanthus lutarioriparius, 1950 nucleotides long. The record is from the annotation of a GenBank genome assembly. Lineage: Eukaryota; Viridiplantae; Streptophyta; Magnoliopsida; Poales; Poaceae.